AUGCCCCUAAAGCCCGAUCUCCUCAUCUGGACCGACGGCUCCCGCCACAGGGAGCAAGGAUUCUCCGGCUGCGCGGUCGUGUUUGGCGGCAAGUUGUGGAAGAACCCACGCUUGGGUAGUUUCGGCGUCUCCCUGGGAGUACAGCCCUCAGCAGACGUAGCAGAGAUCUACGGCCACAUCUACGCCCUCCGCCUCGCCCUCUGGCUCCACGAGACGUACUGCCCGCCGCGCGAAAAGCGCUUCUUCGAUCGUGUGGUCAUUGUGACCGAUAGCAAGUUCACCUCCGACCACUACGACUUCCUGCUAUUCAGCGCCUCCCCCGCCCAGCUCGCCGCCGCACCGGCCAUCGUGCAAGAGGCCGUCGGCCUCAUAAGACAGAUUUUGAAGCUUGGAGUGGGGGUGGAAGUCCGUUGGGAGCGAAGAGAUUCCUCCCACGGCAAUAGGGAGGCGGAUCGGCUGGCGGGAGUGGCGUCCCGGAUAGCGAACAAGGGAUACGGGGUGGAGGAGUGGGUGGAGGAGAUAGCGGUGAGGGAGGAGAAGAAGUAG
This is a messenger RNA of Fulvia fulva, 546 nucleotides long. RefSeq lists its product as uncharacterized. The coding region runs from base 1 to 546 and encodes 181 amino acids. The record is from RefSeq and is a predicted model, not a curated record. Gene Ontology annotation, molecular function: nucleic acid binding; RNA-DNA hybrid ribonuclease activity. The transcript is spliced from 3 exons. Lineage: Eukaryota; Fungi; Ascomycota; Dothideomycetes; Mycosphaerellales; Mycosphaerellaceae.